CAGUUAUUCGGUGUAAUAGAUUAGUAAGCUUGCUGUUCAAGUUUCUCUCUAGAAUACUUUUAAAAAUAUUUAUAGUCCUGGUUUUCCAUGACGUACGAUAAGUUAUGAUUUUAUUUGUGACUUUGUAAGCGUUAAAUUUGAUCUUCUAAGGAAAACUGAAUAAGAAAAUAAGAAUAUACUUGGGUAAAACUGAGUUUCAGAGAAGAAGAUGGUUAGGAAGAAGUUUCGCCAAAAUAUGAUUUUAAAAUAAUUUGUUAUUUGCAGGUGUUUCAAGUUACCCGAACUUAGUUCAAAACGAAAGACAACAUGGACAUGGACUGAGGACACGAAAAGGCUUUGAAAGAUACCUAGUGAUCUGCUAAUUGCUUAUGACGUUGAGCUUUCACGUUUUAUUUUGGUUUUACUCACUUUUUUGUGUAUUUUUUUUUUUUUAUUUGUUUAUUUUUUUGCGAAUUAGGUUUUGGAUUUUUUUUCUGGAAGAUCCUGAAAAGCAAAUUAAAGAGGGUGAACAAAGUGGCCUUCACCGAUCAACUACCGGUGGUUCUGAGCUGUGAUUGGUCAAUCGGAUGAUAAUAGUCGGAUUACCCGCAAAUCUUCAACGAAUCGAUUGUGCACUCCAUCAUAGAACGGUGCUGAAUCUUGAACGAUCAGAAAGGACGGAAACUAUGGCCGCAAGGCUUCUUUUCUGGCUUUCUCUGUGCGGAUUUACAGCAUCAAAUCCUCGUGCAGAUUUCUUGGACAGGCUGAACAUCACGGCACGAAAAUCGACAGCGUACGAUGAGCUGUUUGCAGACGGUCAUCGCGCGUAUCGCGAUGAAAAGUGGAGUGAAGCCAUCGAGCUCUUUGAGAAGGCAAUCGCUGAUUAUAGAAACGAAAAACAAGUCAAGAUUCAUUGUAGAUUGCGUUGCCGCGAGAGAUUCCAAGCAUCAUCGUCUCAUAAUACAAUCAGCGACUUCGAGCUGAAUUAUUAUCGUUACACGAUUUAUUCUCAGAAGUGUAGUCAGCAGUGCCGAGAAAAAUAUCUCGGUAAGCGAACCAAAGUCUCAGUCACGGUUCGGGACAGCUUCGAGAAAAGGCUUCCAUAUGGCUAUCUUCAAUUUGCCUACUACAAGGCUGGCCGAGCAGUAGAAGCAGCUAGAGCAGCUUACACAUGUACAGAAGCUCAACCACAAGACAAGGCCAUGGCAGACAAUAUAAAAAUCUACAAGAAAAUGCCUGGUGUUACAGAAUCUGGGAUUUUCUCAUUAGAACCCACACUUCAUCAAGAGAGUUAUUUCAAUGCUGCUCGUUUGUAUGAAGAAGAACAGUGGAGUGAUGCGAUCCAGGGAUUUGAACAAGCUCUUGAAGAGUAUUACACUGCUUAUGACAACUGCAAAAUAAUGUGUGAAGAGGAACGUGAAAAGAACAAGAUUUUAAGCAGAGCUGGCUUGUUUGGGGUUCAUGUUGACAUUUUGGAAUGCCGCAAUGGAUGCCCUGAUAAGCUGAGAGAAGUGAAGGGGAUUUUUGUGAGGAACUAUCUUGCAAGACACUACAACUAUCUCCAGAUGGCUUACUUUAAAGUGGGAAAGUUAUGGGAUGCUGCUGGCUGUGCCGCAAGUUAUUUGCUGUUGGAUCCAGAUGACGAUACAAUGAUUGACAACUUGAGAUAUUUCAAAGGGGAACUGGGAGAUCAGAGCCUAAAAAUAACAGCAAGAAAGUGCUGCAGAUGGCAAAGGUGUACAUGGAUGAGGCUGAUUUUGAUGACAGCGACACCUGGUUUCAUGAUGGUGGGGAUGAUGAACCAAGAGAAGAGGAAGUGAAACUUGAGGAUCUGGUAGAGGGGGAAGAAGCUUACACAGUUGAGAAGCUCUGGGGUCUGGGUCCAAUCAAAAAAGAACCACCAGUGGAGAAUCCAAAUGAUGUGGUUAAUUUUGAAAGAUAUAAGGGAUCAAAGAUUCUUAUGACUGAGGCUGACCUGAAUGGCACAUGGAGGGUCGCCGUGGAUGGAAUGGCAACUGAAGAGGAGUGUAAGAUGUUGAUUAAAUUAGCUGAGACUAAGGACAGUUAUGUGACAACAGUGUUAAAGUGCAAGAAGACAGCCACACUUGGUGAUGGUUACGAUCAACGAAACAAGGACGAGAAGCCAUUUUCUUUCACUGAGAAAGAAACGUUUUCCGGCGUUACUAUACUCUCUGCUUCAAAGGCAGCUCGUAGAAAGGAAGUACCUCUGGAGGAAGUAGAGCUUUACUUCAACCUGAGUGAUAAAGUUCGGCAGUUUACUGAGGAUUAUUUUCAACUGGACACGCCUUUGUACUUUUCAUAUUCACAUCUAGUCUGUCGCACCUCGCUAAUGGACCCCAGAGAUCCCGACCCAGGCUUCCAUUUGAGCCACCCAAUUCAUUCGGACAACUGUUUACUGAACCUUGAUGGACUGGGCUCUUGUCCCAAGCGAUCGCCAGCUUAUACGUGGAGAGAUUUUAGUGCUCUGCUGUAUCUGAAUGGUGAUUUCAAAGGAGGGGAGUUUUUGUUUGCUAACCCUGAUGACUCUGUUCAGGCUAAACUUAAACCAGAAUGCGGACGAGCCGUUGCUUUUUCAGCUGGACUGGAGAAUCUUCACGGUGUGGCCGGCAUUCGAGAGGGGCGCCGGUGUGCUCUGGCUCUGUGGUUUACUUUACGACAAAAACACGACGAACAACUUCGAAAAGUUGCCUGGGAAACUCUUCAGAUGGCAAAGGAGGAAAAGCGAUUGACAGAGUUGCCGUUGUUUAAGCCGGAAGUAGCCGCACAUUCUGAACUCUAGCCGAAGCUUCCGUUUCUAAAAUUCAAGUUUUAUACCGAGAGCAAGCUCACAUUUUCAAACAUCAAGCGAAGACGUUUAGGGUUAAUCAAGCGACGAGCAAACGCGGAGAACUUACUCUUAGGCUAAUUACCAAACUGCAGGACAGAUAACCCGGCGGGGUGGGGAAGGGUACCGACAAAGUCCAAGACGAGCUAAAAACUAGGCUACGUCUUAAAAUACUUUUGUAAACUUCGUUUUGUUUUAAGUCAGUUUUGGAGGCAUUGUUUUAAUGGUUACCACUGGCAGUAAGAGUUUAACUUUUUCGGUUUUUUAAGAGAAAUUUUUCAUAUACCUUGCCCCUAUUGAUCUAAUUUGUAAUCACUCUUCGACGGAAGAAUUGGAAGUGGUUUUCGUGUGAUAGUGAAUGCUGUUCUCACUUUUUUCCUGCUUUAAAAUUGGUUGACUUGAGUGGAAAGAAAAUGUGUCCUACGAAAUCAUUACGUUUGCAUGUACGGUGGGAAACUGCUGUUAUAAACUAAUUAACAUGCUGGGGUUGAGAAGUAACACCAAUACGUGCGGCUAGCAAUUAUUUCUAAGAAGGAAACUAAAAAAUGGAGAAUAGUUGUUGUUAUCGUUGAAGUAAAACAGAAUUUUUUAAAAUUUUAAAAGAGGCCUUACAGUGGAGUCCAUUGUGUUUGCGCAAGGCGGUGACCUCGAUCCAACGAAACGAAUGUUUCCUAUAAUUCUUGAUGCGAAAGGAAACUGAGAAAGGUUGCUUUUCGUUUUUGUAAGUAAUACUAAGGCUACUGAUAGACUUUGCUUAUAUGCAGAAAUAUACGUGUAUCAGACACACAGUAAAAUUUUAUAUUAAUCAGAUUUCCGUAAUUUUGAUAGAGCAUGUUCUUUGAUUACAAAGAUAUGAUACGUGUGCCAAGAAUUCAGCCAUUGAGGUAAAUUCGAGGAUACAAAAUUUAAAUUUACCCAAAGAAAUUACAUUGUUUAGCAGGUUAAUUGAGAGAGUUAAGGGGACUUAAUAGCAAGCGGGUUGUAACGUCACAUUAUGCCAUUCCGAACGAAUUAUUGUGAACGAAAAGCAAAUUAUACGUCAAUAAAAGUGUGUCACGAG
Molecule: messenger RNA, 3884 nt
Organism: Stylophora pistillata
Lineage: Eukaryota; Metazoa; Cnidaria; Anthozoa; Scleractinia; Pocilloporidae
Product: prolyl 3-hydroxylase 1
Biological process (GO): collagen metabolic process
Molecular function (GO): oxidoreductase activity, acting on paired donors, with incorporation or reduction of molecular oxygen; L-ascorbic acid binding; protein binding
Source: RefSeq, a predicted model, not a curated record